Onychomys torridus (southern grasshopper mouse) is the source of this 3189-nucleotide messenger RNA. It is a transcript of the gene Ist1, whose product is annotated as IST1 factor associated with ESCRT-III. Gene Ontology annotation, biological process: protein transport. The record is from RefSeq and is a predicted model, not a curated record. The transcript has 10 exons. Bases 127 to 1179 code for a protein of 350 amino acids. Lineage: Eukaryota; Metazoa; Chordata; Mammalia; Rodentia; Cricetidae.
GGAUUCCUCCGCGCGAGUUCGCGGUGGUGAGGUCCGGGGAGUCGCCAUUUUCGGGGCUGAGCGGCGAGUCGGGAGUCCGUCUGUUCCGUCUUCACGUCUGGAUCCCUCCAGGAGGAGCAGGACAGCAUGCUGGGCUCCGGCUUCAAAGCUGAGCGCUUACGAGUCAAUUUGAGAUUAGUCAUAAAUCGUCUUAAACUGUUGGAGAAAAAAAAAACGGAACUGGCUCAGAAAGCACGGAAGGAGAUUGCUGACUAUUUGGCUGCUGGGAAGGAUGAGCGAGCACGCAUCCGUGUAGAGCACAUUAUCCGGGAGGACUACCUUGUGGAGGCCAUGGAGAUCCUGGAGCUGUACUGUGAUCUGCUGCUGGCUCGGUUUGGCCUUAUCCAGUCUAUGAAAGAGCUGGAUUCUGGGCUGGCUGAAUCUGUGUCUACACUGAUCUGGGCUGCUCCUCGGCUUCAGUCGGAAGUGGCUGAGUUGAAAAUAGUUGCUGAUCAGCUCUGUGCUAAAUAUAGCAAGGAGUAUGGCAAAUUGUGCAGGACCAAUCAGAUCGGGACUGUGAAUGAUAGGCUGAUGCACAAACUGAGUGUAGAAGCCCCACCCAAAAUCCUUGUGGAAAGAUACCUGAUUGAAAUUGCCAAGAAUUACAAUGUGCCCUAUGAACCUGACUCUGUGGUCAUGGCAGAAGCUCCUGCUGGGGUGGAGACAGACCUUAUUGAUGUUGGAUUUACAGAUGAUGUGAAGAAAGGUGGUCCUGGAAGAGGAGGAGGGGGCGGGUUCACAGCUCCUGUUGGUGGACCCGAUGGAACAGUGCCAAUGCCCAUGCCCAUGCCCAUGCCCAUGCCCUCUCCAAAUGCUCCCUUCUCAUACCCACUGCCAAAGGGACCAUCGGAUUUCAGUGGAUUGCCAGUGGGGACUUACCAGGCCUUUCCUAACAUUCACCCACCUCAGAUACCAGCAACUCCCCCAUCGUAUGAAUCUAUUGUUGGACCCAAGCCAGAAGCUCCUGCAAAGCCCCCUUCCAGACCCAUGGAUAAUUACAACAACUUUGUCCUGCCAGAGUUGCCAUCUGUGCCAGACACACUCCCAACUGCUUCUGCUGGAGCCAGUACCUCAGCAUCAGAAGACAUAGACUUCGAUGAUCUUUCUCGGAGAUUUGAGGAACUGAAAAAGAAAACAUAGGUCUCUUAAACCAGGAAGUGGAGACCGAACAGUUCUUCCUUGUAGCAGUGAAUCUCCAUGAAAUUCCGUUUCAUCUGUUAACCAUCACUGAGCACUCUUCCUUGGGGCUCUCUUGCUGCUCUACCAGUCGUGUUGCUUUCCAGUUCUCUAGUGACACUAAGAGACCAACAGCUGGAGACUGCUGGAGCAGGUGGCUUCUGGUGGCUGUGUUUGCCUGUCUGUCUGUCUGUCAGUCACAUGGAUCCUUGGUUCUCUCCUGGCCAUUCCAUUUCCAAAGGAGUCAGAAGUAUUGUGGGUAGAGUUGCCAAAGAUGGCUGGACCAUGGAAGAGAGUACCCUAUGACGUGUUUCAACCUUGACUUGUAAAUGCAUCCCUCUGAUUGGGGGUGAUUGUAGAGAGAAUCAUGGCCGCCAUGUGUUUUCUCAAAUGAGUUAGGUGGCUCAGGAAGCCACUGUGACGGUUCCUGGAGGCAGGGCCUCUCAUUGACCUAUACACUACUCCUUGCUGCAGGGCACUGUUCCACCUGGAUCCAGUUGCAGAGUUUGUUUCGAAAAGUUCUCUUAGUUCUACUGGAUUCUCAGGGAGCCCUCUGUGGCCUUUUGCUGUCUUUGAGUGCUGUGUUUCCCUUUUAGGAAAGAGCGGCACGGUGGGAGUUUGUUUUUCUCAUAGCAUGUUAGGUGGAAAGCAUAGGUCUCUAUCCAAGCCUGGGUGGGCUUCCAGUUGCCUUAAUAGAAGUACUCAAGUCUCUUGGGUAGAGAGCUGGAAGCCUACAGGAAAGGAGGGAUACAUUUUCAUUGGAAAACUUGAGGGAAUCUUUACAAACUAAUAUCUUAAGUUUUAGUGCCAUGUGGCUGUAGCUCACUGCUUUCCUGGGUGGAUAUGACUCUUUAUUAUGGUAACAUAUGUACUUCUUUGCCCCUAGCCAAAACCACCUUUCCCCAAGAGGUUAGCUUUGGGACUGGAAGAUGAGGUUUUUGGUUUUUUUUUUUUUUUUUUUUUGCUUAUGUAUAUUUCUGUACAUACCUGUUUCAAGCAACUUCAUUGUUUUUGAUCGUUUUGUCUCAUAGCUCAGUAGCUACUAAUAAAGAUCUCAUGUCCUACUUUCUCUAGUGUUGGUCAGAUGAAUGGAUUCUUAGUGGAGAAUAUUUUACCCAAGUGACUCAUAUUAGUGAUUAGCCAGAUCCAGCCUUCACUUUCCUUUCCCUUAGGACUGUAGGUGUCAGGAGCUGUUGGGGCUCAUUUCCAUCCCUGGACUUGAGCUCAGAUAGCAUCUAUGAAUUUGCUUGCCUGCUACUCUAUUUUUAGUAAGCUGCAGUUGAGCUCACUCUUGGCAUGAGUGGUGAGCAUUCUGUUUCCUGCUGGUUGGCAGUGUAGCUAUGUACUUAGCGUAUCAUUCUCCUUAUUACACAGCUGAAGUCCAUCAGCAAGAUUAUGGAGACAAUGGGAUUUUGAUUCUUCACUAACAAAAAAGUGUUACACUUCUGCCAUGAAAUGUAAAGUAUUAUCAAUAAUACAGUAAAAUGUAAGCUAGGCUAGGCGGUAAUGAGGUUAAGAGAGAUCUUAAGACACAGAUGUCAGUACCCAGUGUUGUCAGCAGGCUUCUCAGAUGCAGGAUUCUGCUGCUGGCGGAUUCCUAACAAACUUGAGAGCUUUUGUAGUAACAUAUCUGUCAGUGUAGCUUCUUUCUGAGUAUUUGAAGACAGAGAGUAAAGUAAGUGACCCAGGAUUGUAGGUGAAAGUACCAAAGAUACCCCUUCAAAAACCCUGUAAAUAUAGUAAAGACACUAAUAAAGGCUUACUGUCAGAUGGAGGGAAUGUCUACUGAAUGGUUGGAGACCAGUUGUUUAUGUCUUGGCAAUUUGAUUUCCUAGGAAAGUAACUGAGGCCACUAAAGGAAAGGUGCAUUAUGUCAUGGCAUCUUUGUAACCCAGAUUGGCCUUGAACUCUUGAGUUCUAUCUCCACUUCCAAAUGUUGGCACUGAAAGUGUGUGCCACCAUACCUGUAUUAAA